Molecule: messenger RNA, 480 nt
Organism: Ostreobium quekettii
Lineage: Eukaryota; Viridiplantae; Chlorophyta; Ulvophyceae; Bryopsidales; Ostreobiaceae
Source: the annotation of a GenBank genome assembly
AUGGAAGGCCCCUUCGUGGUGGAGGCGUCCUACACCUACAUGUCCAGCUCGGAGGGCGAAUGCAGCGACUGCUUUCGAAGCCUUUGCGAUGGGAGGACACUGAACACAUCCAGUAGCGAAGGCAUUUUCACAAGUUCUUCAGAGGAGAGCACGAACAGUGCUGAGCUGAGGGCAAGGGACGAAAAGGAAGGGCUCGCUGACAACGAGCUGAGCUCACAGCCCACCCAGCAGUCCCUGCGGUCGUCCAUCUUGCCUGAAGUACUUGCUCUGUGUGCCGAGGCCAAGGGACAUCGUGCACAUCUGGAUUCGGAAGACCCAAAUCCCUUGGCUGAAUACCCACGGCUCGAACUAAGGUCUUUCCAGCUGAAAAAUCCAUCCACAAGUGAAGCCACAAGUGCAAGGCAGGCUGGGAGAGGAGCAGUGGGUGGGUGGUUGCUUGAGGCCCUUGCCCUUGACCCCACACUUGGCCUCGAGAGGUGA